This is a messenger RNA of Coccidioides immitis RS, 1403 nucleotides long. RefSeq lists its product as uncharacterized. The coding region runs from base 316 to 1173 and encodes 285 amino acids. Lineage: Eukaryota; Fungi; Ascomycota; Eurotiomycetes; Onygenales; Onygenaceae. The record is from RefSeq and is a predicted model, not a curated record. Gene Ontology annotation, biological process: regulation of transcription by RNA polymerase II. Gene Ontology annotation, cellular component: nucleus. The transcript has 2 exons.
CAGCAAUGAAUUUGAUAUGUCGCAAGUCUGUCAGUCGGACCUUGGUGGCUGGAGCUUGCUUUGGUUAUUUAAAGCGUCACCCUCCUCUUCACUGGACUUGAAGCUGAGUUUCUCAAUGAGUCCUCUAUCUCAAUUUUGUCGGGACAUCGGUAUUUGCUAUGCGUGUUUGGAAAAUUUCAAAAUAGCUAAUAAUAGCGCCCAACCACACCGUUAUCAUAGCCGUACUGCGGUUUACCCUCGUGGUUAAACUACCAGCAGGGGUUCUGGCUCUUCCGAUCCUACCAGAAUUCCGUCAAACGCCUUCAGGCUGCCUCCAUGACGCAUGUUGCUGUGCAAGAUGCCUGCCGAAGGCCAACAAGCCCCUUCCAGCAGAACUUCCUCUACACACAGGCCCCGUUUAUGCACCACAGCGCGCACCCGCAGCAGCCCUUACCAUUCUUGUCCACUGAGGAACUACUACAGCCCGGGCAGUGGGCAGAACCUGAAACCAUCUGGCCCCGGGGGUUCGUUGAAUGCCAGGAGGUGCCAGAGCAGUAUGAGCUUUUCCCCUCGCGGACCCUUGUGCCGGACCAGCAGCAAUACGGCUUGGAGCCACCACCAGCGUGUCCUCAGCUGCCCAAAGAGAACAGCAACAACCACAGGCCAAUGCGACAGACCCCCGAAUAUUCCCCGUUGACGGAUCAAACCAACAGCGAAUUGUUGAAUCCGACUUCUUCGUCUCCUACGUAUCAACCUUCCAGUGACUUGAUAUCACCUUUGCUCAACGUGUUUAGGGAGCCCCAGGACUCCCCUAGCAAUCCGAAUAUGUACGGCUGUACCUACCGCAAAUGCACACUACGCUUUGAGACGCCUACAAAAUUAGAGGAGCACAAGCAAUUAGCCCACCACCAGUUUACGCGCAAACCUCAUAACUACCGGUGCAACGACAUUAACUUGUCCACGGGCAAGUCGUGCAGCCGGAGCUUCAGUCGACCUUAUGAUCUAACUCGACACAAAGCUACAGUCCAUGAUGUCUGCAAGCAAAAAGCGCAAUGUCUUCUCUGCGGAGGGACCUUUAGUCGCGAUGACGCACUCAUCCGACACAUGCGCAUGGUUCAUUCCGAGGUCAAUCAACCAGACAAGAGGCAGCGGAGUUACAGACACAUGAGAACUUACAAAGCAACGAGGAUCUGAGGAAACGCUAUCCAGCAUGAACUGCAAGCCAGGGGGAAAGUAUUUUGGGAGAAGUUGACGGUUGCCUAGGGGGUCUCUGACUUCAGCCUCUGUUUCUGGAAAUCUUGUAUUAAGGGCUCAAUGUCUAAUCGUCGCUGCCGCCGGCUUUUAUCUUUAAACAAUUGUUGACCGUAAGCCCUACUAGUACAGCGUAUUAAAAUCUGUCAAUAUUAAGUCACGAUUGAAGACGA